CAUAAUGAUAUAGGAAUGAAAAAUAUUGAGCGUCGAAUUCGCAAGAGAAGUAUUAUUUGUUCACGUGCAUAUUUCGGAAACAGAGAAACCUCACGAUCUGGAGAUUGAAAAGUCCCUCGAGAGUUUGAAAGAACGAUUGAAGAAAUCUGGGUUAGGCGCGUAUUUGCGAAACGGAAUUGAGGGAGACAACUGCUGGAAUCAUGACUGGUACGAAGCGCGCUCGUUCACCUUCACCUCCAGGCUCUUACCUCUACUCAAACAAGAAAUCGAAUUCCGUGAUAGAAGCGCGCGUAGAUCCAAUCUAUGGGCAGCGAAGUGCGUUACCAGCAGAUGAUGAUUCUCUUAGCUUAGACGAGGACGGCAUAGAUGCCUUGAACUAUCUGAGAUCAGUUAGAGCCGAAGCAGAAGACCUCCCACCCAUAUUUUACGCCCCUGCAGAGACUGCGAGCUCCAACAACAACGGCGAGUACGAUCGAUCGAUAUAUGAGAGUGGCGUGGGCGAUUUCAGAGGAUAUUAUGAGGAUGGUGCUUAUUAUGCAGCGGCCGAAGUUGAAGACGAACUGGAGGAUGAGGAACACGAAGGCCAAGAUCCUCGAUCGGCGUAUUUCAACUCUAUCUUGACGCGAUUUGAAACUCUACGAGACAAACUGCACCGAGUUCCCCCAACAGACCUAGUGAAAAAUCUAGAUGCAGAUCAUCCCACAUAUUUAAAUGUAUUGAACACCAAACUUUGCAGGUGGUGGAGAUGGAAAAUGAAGACGGUUGACCCGCUGCCUGUGCAGAUAGCAAGUAUGAAUAAGGACACAGUUCUGAGACUACUGAGGCUCCUAUUGACUGGCACGUUGUUGCAAAGUGGCUCUGAUAUCAAUUUGAAGGUCAGUAUGUGGAUCUGGGCAUUGUUAGCUAGGCUACCGGUAAGAGGGGAGUUGAGUAGUGAUGAGAUAGGAGUCGUAAGGGAACUAGGAAAAAAAGCUGUGAUGCUUGGUGUUGGAUUAAAGGCGGGUGGUGACUUGAAAGAGGGCUUGGAUGAGGUGGAGAAGGUAUUCGAGGCCGACAAUGAGGUCGAAACUGUGGAUGAUGAAAAUGCCACUAGCUCCAAAGAUGAGAACACAGAGAGGAUUGAAAACCAGCCGGAAGUGAAGCUCCAGGUAACACAGAACAGCAGUAAUGCCUCGCUGAUAUUAGACUCGACGGACAACUCCACGCUUCAGCUAUCAACGAUAACAGCAAAGCCUACUAGCCCAGAAGAAGACACUUUGGGAGAAACGCCAGAUUCCCAUGAACUAGAAGCGCUCAAAGCAAGCUUACUCGCUAAUCUCGCUUCAAAUCCGCUUGCCGGUCCCACAGCAAUCGCAGAUCCUCAGCCGCUUGAAGCAGAAGAGCCCUCCAAUUCCACAACUGAAGCGUCAGCGCUAACAUCAGAGCAACCAUCUGAUUGGAAUACUAGAGCGACAAUUGACAUGAUUAUCACGAUUGCAGGUGAGAUGUACGGACAGAGAGAUCUGCUGGAGUUUAGGGAAGUAUGGGGUGAGUAGGACUCUCUCGAGCGGCCUGAUGACAACAUUUGAGUCAUUUGGCAGUCAAAAAACUAUUAAGCAGAAAUGCGCCAAGAACAUUUCAAUAGGUGUUGCAGACAAGUAGAGCUUAAUCUUUGCAUUAUUUUUUCACUUUAGUCUGAAGUGUUAUGCGUGGCUGUAAGUAUCUUUGUAGUAGGUUUUGCGGCAAGUAAUAUUUCUUUAGAUGCAAAUGAGGCGAGCCAGCUCACUUCUCAUGAGCUGAAUAUAAUACCAAUUU
Messenger RNA from Botrytis deweyae, 1794 nucleotides. RefSeq lists its product as uncharacterized. The transcript is spliced from 2 exons. Bases 201 to 1535 code for a protein of 444 amino acids. Gene Ontology annotation, biological process: spliceosomal snRNP assembly. The record is from RefSeq and is a predicted model, not a curated record. Gene Ontology annotation, cellular component: nucleus; SMN complex. Lineage: Eukaryota; Fungi; Ascomycota; Leotiomycetes; Helotiales; Sclerotiniaceae.